AUGGAACCAGAGCCGACCAUUAGCGCUCUCCUCAAGGCUGUCACAGCCCUCACAGCCACCGUUGGGUCCUUACAGGACCAGAUCCGCUCCCAAGGCCAACAGCUCAGCGAGCUCAAAGCCAUAUGCAAAGAGACCGCGGACCUUCUCGGCGACAAGGACCAAGGGGGAACCACCCAAACCCAAGCACAGCCUGGCCCAUUGACUGGGCCUGUCACCCCUCCUUCUCAUACAGGAGGACAAGCCGACACUCCAAGAACGGCUAGGCCUGGGUUCAAAGACCCUUUCCGCCCUACCAGAGGCACCACUGGGUACGACUCCAAGGAAGAACAGCCAAGGAGGAUCAAGGAAGAACCUUGCGGAGCGCUUAGGGAUCUGAGGACCCUCACUCCCUUCAGUUUGGGCUCGGACACCAAACGUCCCAAAAUGGAGCUACCAGAUCCAUUUAAGGGGGAGAUCCGAGGGCAAAAGGCGGUUCAAUGGCUGGACCGCAUGCUGUUAUGGGGGGCCCUGCACAGGGACCAAUUUGAGGAAGACGAGCAGUUGAUUGUCUGGAUCCUCUACCACAUGGAGGAUAAAGCCGCUGAUUGGUCACUCCCUCUUAUUGGAAGUAUCCUCAAGGGUGAAACCAAUGCCCCCACGACCAUCCCGGCCAUGACAACCAAGUUCAAGGAAGCCUUUGCGGAUCCCGAUGCCAAAAGGGCGGCUGCCAGGAAGAUUGCCGCGCUGACUCAGACCACAACCACGUCGGAGUACGUCACGGAAUUCUGCAAUAUCAUGGCGGAACUUGACUGGAACAAGGAGGCGUACAUCGCCCAAUUCACGCGCGGCCUUCACUGGAAGGUCAAAGAACUCCUGUCUACCAAAGACAGCAUUCCCGACGAGUUGGAGGCUAUCUUUGCUGCCUCCAUCAAAAUUGACAACAUUCGUCGGGAGAACGAGGAGAACCGUCCCAAGAAGCUCCCUGCCAAGUCCUUGGCCACCGCGGCCACUACCUCCACCACUACCACCACACAACGAGUCCGCCUAUCGGAAGACCCCAACUAUGUCACACCUGAGGAAAGGGAUUGCCGCCGCGUGUCUGGCCUUUGUGUCAAGUGCGGUCAAAAAGGGCAUGGAAUCAAGCAGUGCCCCAAUGGUUGGAAGGCGACCAUCAAGGAGGCAGCCAAGCCCCCAACCCAAAAAAUGGACAAUUUAGAUAGUUUUGAAUUUGUAUCUCUUGCUCUGGAUUCGAAUAAAAAACCCUUGCUAUUCAUCAAUCUAUACGUCCAAAAUUUCCUGGCAGAACCCCUCAAGACUCUCAUUGAUUCAGGAGCCACAUCAAACUUCAUCUCUCCUUUGAUUGUGGAAAAAUAUAAAAUCCCAAAAACCCAACUCGAAAAUCCACGAGUUGUGAGAAUGUUAGAUGGUACUAUCUCUCAGACUGGUUGCAUUUGGCACCAGGUCCACCUCACCGCCUCGGCCAAUGGCCAUACCCACUCCAUCCCAUUUCUUGUUUGCCCCAUUGGCAACACCCUGGCGAUCCUAGGCAUGACAUGGUUAACAGCAGAAGCUCCUCUUAUCGAUUGGCAACAGGGACUAGUUACAUUCCCUGAACAGGCUCAAAUUGCCUCCGAGGAAGAAGCAGACUCAGACCCCUUAGCAGACCUCCCCCCUCAGUACCAUGAGUUUGCUAAGGUUUUUGGCGAAGAAGAAUUUAAGGUCCUCCCUCCACAUAGGGAGUAUGACAUCUCUAUUGACCUUGUCCCGGAUGCCAAACUGUCUCCUGGCCCCAUAUACGGCAUGACCGACGCAGAAUCAAAGGCGCUAAAACAGCAUAUUGAUGAGGAAUUAGCAACGGGCAAAAUCCGCCCUAGUACCUCCUCAGCAGGCGCCCCGGUCAUGUUUGUGAAGAAGGCUGAUGGGUCCCUCCGACUAGUCGUUGAUUACAGGAAGUUGAAUGACGUCACGCACAAGAACGUAUACCCACUCCCUAGGCAAGACGACUUGAUGGCCAAGCUUAGGCACGCAAAGAUCUUCACGAAAUUGGACUUACGCUGGGGAUAUAAUAACGUCAGGAUCAAGGAAGGAGAUGAAUGGAAGACGGCUUUCAGGACUAAAUAUGGGCUAUUCGAAUAUCUAGUUAUGCCUUUUGGUCUCACUAAUGCCCCGGCCGCCUUCCAACAUUUCAUGAACGACCUAUUCCGGGAUCUUAUUGACGUCACAGUGGUCAUUUACUUGGACGAUAUCCUGAUUUUCUCAGAAAACCCUAAGGAUCACCCUACCCAUGUCAGGGAAGUUCUGUCUCGGUUAAUGAAGAACCAGCUAUUCUGUAAACUGUCCAAGUGCCAUUUCCACGUCACCACGGUCAAUUAUCUUGGUAUUGUUAUAUCCCCAUCAGGCUUCUCCAUGGAUCAGAAGAAGGUAGAGGCAGUUACAUCAUGGCCUCAACCCAGAACGGUCAAACAGGUCCAGGCCUUCUUGGGCUUUGUUAACUACCUCCGACGGUUCAUCCCCAAUUUCAGCUCAGUAGCACGCCCUCUGCACAACCUCACCAGAAAGGAAACCCCUUGGUCAUGGGGCGACCUAGAGGAAGCAGCAUUUCAGGAGUUGAAGGUUCUUGUUACCAAGUCGCCGGUUCUCAUCCAUUCCAACCCAGAACUCCCCUAUUAUCUUGAGACCGACGCCUCAGGGGUAGCCAUGGGAGCCAUUCUUAGUCAGCGGGGCCCAGAUAACCGGUUGCAUCCAAUCGCGUACAUGUCUAAAUCAUUCUCAGGGGCAGAAGGAAACUACGACACUCAUGACAAGGAACUCCUAGCCAUCAUCAAAGCCCUGGAGGAAUGGCGUAUUUUCCUGGAAGCUACAGACAAGCCAGUUCAGGUAUUUACAGAUCACCGCAACCUUGAGUACUGGAUGCAGGCAAGGACAUUCAAUCAACGGCAUGCUAGAUGGCGCGUAUUCCUGAGCAACUUCAAUUUUGAGAUACAUUAUCGCCCAGGAAAACAAUCAGGCAAGCCGGACGCCUUGUCCAGACGAUCGGACUAUGUGGACACCCCCCAAGAACCAGAAGUCAUGCUACCAUCAGAGGUCUUUGCAAACACAUCAGAGGAAGAGCUGGAAAUUGUUACAGAAGUACGCUCUAAACUGAGGGAAGACCCCUCCCUAGAGCCCAUCAUCCAAUUCCUGACCAAAGAUGCCAAUAACGCUCCACCAUCAAUAAGAAAAGCUUACAGAGACUACAAUUGGGAAGAGGAUCUCCUGUGGUAUCGGGGGAAACUGGUGGUUCCAGACAAUGAACCCCUGAAAGAAAGACUCCUCAGGGAAUUCCAUGACUCCCCCCUAGCAGGACACCCGGGUCAGCAAAGAACCCUCGAACUCCUAAGUCGUAACUAUUGGUGGCCUGGCAUGAAGUCUACAGCCAAGGAAUGGGUAGAAUGUUGCCCUAUCUGCCAAGCCAACCGACGCGCUCAUGCUCCUGUCAUCGCCCUUAAACCCCUAGAAGUCCCCCCUUAUCCGUUCCACACCAUCUCUUAUGACUUCAUUACAGGGUUUCCCAAGUCCCAAGGACACGACGCCAUACUGGUGGUAAUAGACUCCUUCUCCAAAUUUGGCCAUUUCAUCCCCACUUCCAAGAAGGUCACAGCAAGGGGUCUGGCGGAUCUAUUCAUUACCCACGUCUGGAAACUCCAUGGACUACCUGUCAAAACAGUCUUGGAUAGAGGAACUACCUUCACAGGGAAAUUCCUAAGGGCACUUUACCAGCGACUUGGAGUAAAACCAGCAUUCUCUUCGGCUUAUCACCCAGAGUCAGAUGGGCAAACGGAAAGAGUCAACCAGUUCAUCGAGUUUUACCUACGUUCCUACGUUGCAGCCAAUCACUCUGAUUGGGCGGCUUGGUUACCUUUGGCAGAAUAUGCGUACAAUAAUGCCAAACACGCAGCAACAGGAAAAACACCCUUUGAACUGGUCUACGGACAAAGCCCAGUGAUGAACCCCUCCAACGUCCCAGCCAACGUUCCAGAGGCAGACGAUGUAGCAGACACACUAGCACGGGAAUGGAAGGAAGCCGAGUCAGCUCUCAGAUUAAGCAAAGAACGGAUGACCAGGAACCAAGGAACAGUACCGGAGUACUCGAUAGGAGAGAAAGUCUGGCUGGAUGGAAAGAACGUAGAACUCAGGACUAAUUCCAACAAAUUGGACCCCAAACGUCUUGGUCCCUUCAAAAUCCUUGAGAAAAUCUCCAGUCACGCCUACCGCCUAGAGCUCCCAGAGACCCUGAAAAUCCAUGACGUCUUUUAUGUUGGGCUGCUAUCAAAGAGCCACGAGUCACCAAGUCAGCCAUUCCCAGAACGACCUCCCCCUGAAACAAUAGAAGGGGAGGAAGAGUAUGAAGUUGAAAAGAUCAUUGACUCAAAACGUCAACGAGGAAAGUGGUUCUACCUGAUAAAAUGGAAAGGUUACGGUCCAGAAGACAAUUCAUGGGAACCCGAGGAACUCCUGGAGCAUAGUCAAGAGGAGAUCCAACGCUUCAACAAGUUGCGACUGAAAAAGGCUCGUGACUCCGCCAAGAGCCUUUAA
Messenger RNA from Rhizoctonia solani, 4554 nucleotides. RefSeq names its product Retrotransposable element Tf2 protein. The record is from RefSeq and is a predicted model, not a curated record. The transcript has 2 exons. Lineage: Eukaryota; Fungi; Basidiomycota; Agaricomycetes; Cantharellales; Ceratobasidiaceae. Gene Ontology annotation, molecular function: zinc ion binding; nucleic acid binding. The coding region runs from base 1 to 4554 and encodes 1517 amino acids. Gene Ontology annotation, biological process: DNA integration.